AUGUGUCUGUCGGUCUGGUAUGUAGGAAUCAAGAUCAAACUCCUGUACCACAGUGUUCCAAUUAUGAAAUACGGGUUCAGUGCUCCCAACAACAACAGAGACCCCGACUACAACACCUACCACCACCACCACCACUUCAACUACAGAAACCACAACAACAACAACAACGGGAAGCACAACGACUAUUUCUCCAACUCCAUGCUCUCCCAAGUGCACAUGCCCACCAACCCCCACAUCAACCACAACCAGCACUACAACAACAGAGACCCCAGUCACAACCACAACUGGAACCUCAACAGUCAGCACAACAACAACCACAACAACUACAGAAACUCCUACCACCACAACACCAACAACACCUACAGAAUCUCCUAUCACAACAACUACAACAACUACACAAACCACAACAUCAACUACUACCACUACAACAACGACAGAAACUCCAAUCACAACCACAGAAACUCCCACCACUACCACUACAACCACACCAACAGAAAGCCCAACAACUACAGAGACCACCACAUCAACCACAGGAAGUCCCACAACAUCUGGAAGUUCCACAACUCCCACAACACAAACCACAACAUUAACUACUACCACUACAACAACGACAGAAACUCCAAUCACAACCACAGAAACUCCCACCACUACCACUACAACCACACCAACAGAAAGCCCAACAACUACAGAGACCACCACAUCAACCACAGGAAGUCCCACAACAUCUGGAAGUUCCACAGCUCCCACAAAUCUCCUAUCACAACAACUACAACAACUGUAAGCCCAACAACAACAGGAACACCAACUACAACAUCAACUACUACCACUACAACAACGACAGAAACUCCAAUCACAACCACAGAAACUCCCACCACUACCACUACAACCACACCAACAGAAAGCCCAACAACUACAGAGACCACCACAUCAACCACAGGAAGUCCCACAACCACAACCAGCACUACAACAACAGAGACCCCAGUCACAACCACAACAGGAACCUCAACAGUCAGCACAACAACAACCACAACAACUACAGAAACUCCUACCACCACAACACCAACAACACCUACAGAAUCUCCUAUCACAACAACUACAACAACUGUAAGCACAACAACAACAGGAACACUAACUACAACAUCAACUACUACCACUACAACAACGACAGAAACUCCAAUCACAACCACAGAAACUCCCACCACUACCACUACAACCACACCAACAGAAAGCCCAACAACUACAGAGACCACCACAUCAACCACAGGAAUCAGCACAACAACAACCACAACAACUACAGAAACUCCUACCACCACAACACCAACAACACCUACAGAAUCUCCUAUCACAACAACUACAACAACUGUAAGCACAACAACAACAGGAACACCAACUACAACAUCAACUACUACCACUACAACAACGACAGAAACUCCAAUCACAACCACAGAAACUCCCACCACUACCACUACAACCACACCAACAGAAAGCCCAACAACUACAGAGACCACCACAUCAACCACAGGAAGUCCCACAACUACAACAACUGUAAGCCCAACAACAACAGAAACAUCAACCACAACAUCAACUACUACCACUACAACAACAGAAACUCCAGUCACAACCACAGAAACUCCCACCACUACCACUACAACCACACCAACAGAAAGCCCAACAACUACAGAGAUCACCACAUCAACCACAGGAAGUCCCACAACAACAACCACAACAACUACAGAAACUCCUACCACCACAACACCAACAACACCUACAGAAUCUCCUAUCACAACAACUACAACAACUGUAAGCACAACAACAACAGGAACACCAACUACAACAUCAACUACUACCACUACAACAACGACAGAAACUCCAAUCACAACCACAGAAACUCCCACCACUACCACUACAACCACACCAACAGAAAGCCCAACAACUACAGAGACCACCACAUCAACCACAGGAAGUCCCACAACAUCUGGAAGUUCCACAGCUCCCACAGUUAGCCCACCAACCCCCACAUCAACCACAACCAGCACUACAACAACAGAGACCCCAGUCACAACCACAACAGGAACCUCAACAGCAACACCAACAGUUGACCAGACCUGGUCGCCCCCAGACGAUAACUGCACAAAGUACAAGUGUGAUCACAUUGAUGAUAUCUUUAUCGUGACUCAGAUCAUUCCCUCCUGUCCAGAAUUUGACCCUGAAAGCUGCCAACAUGGGAUAGUGACAACGGAUAAAGAUGGGUGUUGUAAAGCAUGCAAAGUUUCAACUUGUGCUGCUGACAAGACAACAAGCUACCUACGGGUCAAUGACUGCAACUCCACAAGAGAAGUGGAGAUAGCCUCAUGUACAGGAUACUGUGACACCUACUCCAUGUACUCCAUGGAGGCUAAUAGAGUGAUGCAUAAAUGCUCCUGCUGUCGUGAGCUCAGGACCAGUAAGAAGCAGGUGGAGAUGACGUGCGCUAACGGGACAACGAUUAAUCACAGCUACGACUACAUAGAAGAGUGUGACUGUCAUGUCACAGAGUGCGAAGACUUCAAACAUGUUGGCUGA
Molecule: messenger RNA, 2562 nt
Organism: Chanos chanos (milkfish)
Lineage: Eukaryota; Metazoa; Chordata; Actinopteri; Gonorynchiformes; Chanidae
Product: mucin-2-like
Exons: 13
Coding region: 1-2562 (853 amino acids)
Source: RefSeq, a predicted model, not a curated record